Molossus molossus (Pallas's mastiff bat) is the source of this 3336-nucleotide messenger RNA. It is a transcript of the gene EPS15, whose product is annotated as epidermal growth factor receptor pathway substrate 15. Lineage: Eukaryota; Metazoa; Chordata; Mammalia; Chiroptera; Molossidae. Gene Ontology annotation, cellular component: cytoplasm; plasma membrane; clathrin coat of coated pit. Gene Ontology annotation, biological process: endocytosis; endosomal transport. The record is from RefSeq and is a predicted model, not a curated record. Gene Ontology annotation, molecular function: cadherin binding; calcium ion binding. Bases 191 to 2968 code for a protein of 925 amino acids. The transcript is spliced from 26 exons.
GAUCCAGGAUGAAGGAGCACCCCCCUAUUUAUGAUAUACUAUUCUCUUGGCAGAGAGAAAAGAGCAAGAGUUGGUGGAAACACACACAAUAGCUCUUAAAGCUUCUACUUGGAACUGGAACUUUCUCAUAUUUCAUUGGCCAAAAUGAGAUGAUGUCUGUUCAUCAGCUGACCAAGGAACCCUUUGAACUAUGUUAUCAAGUGGGAAUCCUGUAUAUGAAAAAUACUAUAGACAGGUUGAUACAGGCAAUACUGGAAGAGUAUUGGCUUCUGAUGCUGCUGCUUUCCUGAAAAAAUCAGGGCUUCCAGACUUGAUACUUGGAAAGAUUUGGGAUUUAGCUGACACAGAUGGCAAAGGUAUCCUGAGCAAACAAGAAUUCUUUGUUGCUUUGCGUCUUGUGGCAUGUGCCCAGAAUGGAUUGGAGGUUUCACUGAGUAGUUUGAACCUGGCUGUUCCUCCACCAAGAUUUCAUGAUACCAGCAGUCCCUUGCUAAUCAGUGGAACCUCUGCAAAUGAGCUGCCAUGGGCUGUAAAAUCUGAAGAUAAGGCCAAGUAUGAUGCAAUUUUUGAUAGUUUAAGCCCAGCAAAUGGAUUUCUGUCUGGUGAUAAAGUGAAACCAGUGUUGCUUAACUCUAAGUUACCUGUGGAUAUCCUUGGAAGAGUUUGGGAGCUGAGUGAUAUUGACCAUGAUGGAAUGCUUGACAGAGAUGAGUUUGCAGUUGCCAUGUUUUUGGUAUACUGCGCAUUGGAGAAAGAACCUGUGCCAAUGUCCUUGCCUCCAGCCUUGGUGCCACCUUCUAAGAGGAAAACGGUCAGUAUAUCAGGCUCUAUGCGGUUGAUCCCCACAUCAGCAUCAGCAAAGGAAUCUUACCACUUCUUACCACCUGUAGGCAUUUUACCUACCAAAGCACCGUUAAGACAGUGGGUUGUAUCGCCUGCAGAAAAAGCUAAAUAUGAUGAAAUCUUCCUGAAAACUGAUAAAGAUAUGGAUGGAUUUGUGUCUGGAUUGGAAGUUCGUGAAAUAUUUUUGAAGACAGGUUUACCUUCUGCCUUACUAGCCCAUAUUUGGGCAUUAUGUGACACAAAGGACUGUGGGAAGCUUUCAAAGGAUCAGUUUGCCUUGGCUUUUCACUUAAUCAAUCAGAAGUUAAUAAAGGGCAUUGAUCCGCCUCACAUUCUUACUCCUGAGAUGAUUCCACCAUCAGACAGGGCCAAUUUACAAAAGAACAUUAUAGGAUCAAGUCCUGUUGCAGAUUUCUCUGCUAUUAAGGAGCUAGAUACCCUUAACAAUGAACUGGUUGACUUACAGAGGGAAAAGAAUAAUGUGGAACAGGACCUUAAGGAGAAAGAAGAUACUCUCAAACAGAGGACAAGCGAGGUUCAGGAUCUUCAAGAUGAAGUUCAGAGAGAGAAUACUAAUCUGCAAAAACUACAGGCCCAGAAACAGCAAGUACAGGAACUCCUUGAUGGACUGGAUGAGCAGAAAGCCCAGCUGGAAGAACAACUCAAGGAAGUCAGAAAGAAAUGCGCUGAGGAAGCCCAGCUGAUCUCAUCCCUGAAAGCUGAAUUAACUAGUCAAGAAUCACAGAUCUCUACAUAUGAAGAAGAGCUGGCAAAAGCUAGGGAAGAGCUGAGUCGCCUACAGCAAGAAACAGCAGAAUUGGAGGAGAGUGUGGAGUCAGGGAAGGCCCAGCUGGGACCUCUUCAGCAGCACCUGCAAGAUUCACAGCAGGAAAUCAGUUCAAUGCAAGUGAAACUGAUGGAAAUGAAAGAGUUGGAAAACCAUAAUAAUCAAUUAAAUUGGUGCAGUAGCCCACACAGCAUUCUUGUAAACGGUGCUAUAGAUUAUUGCAGCCUCAGCACCAGCAGCAGUGAAACAGCCAACCUGAAUGAGCAUGCUGAAGUCCAGAGCAACCUAGAGUCUGAGCCCAUACACCAGGAGUCUCCAGCAAGAAGUAGCCCUGAAAUACUGCCUUCUGGUGUGACUGAUGAAAACGAAGUGGUUACUACAGCUGUUAGUGAAAAAGUUUGUCCUGAAUUUAAUAGUGACAGCCAUUCAAAAGAGGAAGACCCAUUUACUGUAGAAUCAAGUUCACUGACAGAUCCAGUUGCAGAUACAAACUUGGAUUUUUUCCAGUCUGAUCCUUUUGUUGGCAGUGAUCCUUUCAAGGAUGAUCCUUUUGGAAAAAUUGAUCCAUUUGGAGGUGAUCCUUUCAAAGGUUCAGAUCCAUUUGCAUCUGACUGUUUCUUCAAACAAUCUUCUACUGAUCCUUUUGCCACUUCUAGUACCGACCCUUUCAGUGCAGCCAGCAAUAGCAGUAAUACAUCGGUAGAAACAUUGAAACACAAUGAUCCUUUUGCUCCCGGCGGAACAGUUGUUGCAGUUAGUGAUUCAGCCACAGACCCCUUUGCUUCUGUUUUUGGAAAUGAAUCAUUUGAAGAUGGAUUUGCUGACUUCAGCACAUUGUCAAAGGUCAACAGUGAAGAUCCUUUUAGUUCAGCCACACCAAACUCUGCCAGCAAUGUGGUCCUUACAAAAAAUGUGCUGGAGGAAGCACCAGUCAAAAAUGAAGAUGUACCCCCUGCCCUGCCACCGAAGAUCGGAACUCCAACAAGGCCCUGCCCUCCACCACCUGGGAAAAGACCAAUCAACAAAUUGGAUUCUUCAGAUCCCUUUAAACUGAAUGAUCCAUUUCAGCCUUUCCCAGGCAAUGAUAGCCCCAAAGAAAAAGAUCCCGAUAUGUUUUGCGAUCUUACUUCUACUACUACUACCACUACCAGUAAAGAGGCUGACCCAAGCAAUUUUGCUAACUUCAGUGCUUAUCCCUCUGAAGAAGAUAUGAUUGAAUGGGCCAAGAGGGAAAGUGAGAGAGAGGAAGAGCAGAGGCUUGCCCGACUGAAUCAGCAAGAACAAGAAGACUUGGAACUGGCUAUUGCACUCAGCAAAUCUGAGAUUUCAGAAGCAUGAGGAAUUCUCCUGUCCUUUGUCAACCAGAUAAUACUUUUCUUCCUAAAUACUGAAGCUAUUUACAGUGUGUAUCGAAACUACCUAUGAGCAUGGGAAUACAAAAGGUUUGAGAUUCCUGUAAAUGUGACAAAAGUUGUUUUUUAAUUCAUUUCAGAUUUGUCUUUUUGCCCCCCUUGGAAAAGCAGUAACCCAGUCAGACAGCUUCAUCUAGGUCCCUCUUCUGGUGUGCAUUUACUGUGCGCUUUUGCCUGCCUCUGCUACUCUGACUUGUAAAGCUAGAGCACCCAAGCUUCUCCUUCUGGAGUAUAGAGAAAAUAGCUUCACCCCUGUGCUACCCUUGUUCUGAAGUUACUCUGAUGAUAGCCAGU